AUGAAAAAUUGUUCUCAGUCUUUUUUAUUUACUACAAAGCUAUCAUAAAUUAUCCGAAACGGAUGUACUGUUACUUUAACUGUCUAUCCUGACAGACUAUCAUUGAGUGGACUUAAGAAAUCGAGUCUGAGCGAGAAAAUUGAAAAGGAAAUCAACUUUUAAACUACUCAAUAUGUUCUUAAUUGGGAUUACUCUAAGUAAGAUAUAAGUAUAAUCCUCUAGCCAUUCCAAAGCCAUCGAAGGCUUCAGUCUUUGUAAACAUGAUACUCGGAAGUACACCUUCGGCGGAAGCAGUGACCAGCUCAGCUAGUUAAAAAGUAUAUUAAGUGGUUUGAUGGCUUUCUGUGACUGGGAAAAGGAGUUCAAGUAUGUGAAGCACAUUAAAAACAACUAGAAAUGCCAGGUAUCAUUAUUUACAAAUCAUUUUCAAGAUAAUCCUCGCCAAAUAACAAAACUAGUUCCAGGUUCUCAAACUCAUUCGUCAUCAAGAAGUAAAUAACCAAUGUUAUACAAAAUAGACUCCAGAAGAAUUACAAGCACUCAAACUCAUCCAAAAGAACCCUCACCCGAAUGUACUCGGUUUCAACUCAUAUUACGUUGACGAUUUGAAUUGCUACCUCGCCAUGGAUUACCUAUCUCAAGGCACACUCUACGACCUUCAGAAAAUGUACAACAACAAAUUGCCAAUCAACAUCAUCCAAGAGAUUAUGUAACAGAUUUUGGAGGGUAUUAUUUUAUAUCUAGUAAUAGGUUUAAAUCACUUGCAUUAAUUAAAAAUCAUACACAGAGAUGUUAAAUAUGACAAUAUCAUGAUUGCCUCUAUCAACCCUCUCAAAAUCAAAAUUAUUGAUCUGGGUCUCUGCAUGAUCAAUUAAUCUCCCUAUUCCAGAGCUGGCACUGGAGGGUACAUUGCACCAGAGGUUUUUUUAUCCUAGAGAAUCAAUGAAAAAAUUGAUGUCUUUAGUGCCGGAGCUGUAUUUCACAAAUUACUUGUCGGUAAACCCAUCUAUGAAGACCUUGGGUAAAAUCAAGCAGGCAAUAUUCGAAUCAGUUCUAACAUCCAAAACGAAAAUGCUCUCGAUCUAUUGCAUUAGAUGCUCAACUUUGAUCCCAAAUUAAGAUAUAGUGCCUACGAUUGUAUAGCUCACCCCUUCUUCACUGAUGAAUCUGAUUAGCUCUCUUCGAAGUAUUUAUAUCCUCUUAUCCAAGGACGGAAUUGUUUUCAUAUUUAUCACCCAAACAAGCUAAGCUACAGGUCUUGACUCCAGCAACAGAUUUCAUUUCUAACUAAAAUGUGCACCCAUUCAAACUGAAUUGA
Molecule: messenger RNA, 1318 nt
Organism: Paramecium octaurelia
Lineage: Eukaryota; Ciliophora; Oligohymenophorea; Peniculida; Parameciidae
Source: the annotation of a GenBank genome assembly